AUGUCAACUACAACGGCCGCGUCGUCCACUUACUUAGAUGAGGACACUACAUGGAAGUCAUUAAACCUUGAUCCAAGGUUAUUACAGGCCAUCGAUCAGCUUGGGUUUGAGAACCCUACACUUAUACAGAGUAGUGCUAUACCUUUGGCUUUAGAGGAAAAGAGAGAUAUCAUUGCCAAAGCAUCAACCGGUUCUGGUAAAACUGCUGCUUAUGCCAUACCAGUAAUUCAAAACUUGUUAUUGGAUAAUUCUGGUCCUGGUAUCAAGUCGAUUAUACUUGUGCCCACUAGGGAAUUAUCGAAUCAAGUAUUUCAAUUCAUGGAACAAUUGAUCAAACAUAGCAACAAGAAAAUCGGCAUAUUGAAUUUAUCAUCGAGUUAUAGUGACCAAGUAUUGAACUCCUUACUAGCGAAUAAACCUGAGAUUAUCAUUUCCACACCAAAUAAAUUGAUCCAAAUUUUGGAAAUGAAUGAUGAGAAAAUUCCUAUAGAUUUAAGCUCAGUAAGAAACUUGACCAUUGAUGAGGUUGAUUUGAUUUUGAGUUUUGGUUACUUGGAGGAUUUGGCUAAAUUAGAGUCUUACUUACCAGUGAAGAAGAACUUACAAACAUUUUUGAUGUCAGCAACGAUAAAUGAUGAUAUAAACGAACUCAAAACGAAGUUCUGUACCAAACCGGCAAUUUUGAAAUUGGAUGACGAACAAAGUAGCAAUGAUAAAUUGGUACAGUUUUAUGCAAAGACUACUGAAUUUGACAAAUUUUUGCUAAGCUACGUCAUUUUCAAAUUAAAUUUGAUAAAAGGUAAAACAAUUGUUUUUGUAAACAACAUCGACAGAGGUUACAGAUUGAAAUUGUUUUUAGAACAGUUUGGUAUCAGAUGUUGCAUUUUGAACAGUGAGUUACCGAUAAAUUCAAGACUACAUAUUGUGGAAGAGUUCAAUAAGAAUGUUUACCAUUUGUUAAUUGCCACAGAUGAGAUUUCAGUUGAAAAAGACGAAGGAGAGAAUGAUGUGGAAGAAGGAAAGAGUGCACAAAAAGAAGAAACAAAAUCCAAAAGGUCCAAAAAGGACAAAGAGUAUGGUGUUUCUCGUGGUGUUGAUUUCAAAAACGUUGCUUGUGUGUUGAACUUUGAUCUUCCUACAACUUCAAAAGCAUAUGUGCAUAGAAUUGGUAGAACUGCUAGAGCUGGAAAGUCAGGAAUGGCUCUUUCAUUUGUCAUUCCAUUGAAGGAAGUGGGUAAACACAAGACUGCAACAUUAUCAACCGCCAAAAGAGACGAAAAAAUUUUAAGCAAGAUCGUUAAACAACAAGAAAAGAAUGGAUUUGAAAUAAAGCCAUAUCAGUUUGACAUGAAGCAAGUUGAAGGGUUUAGAUAUCGUGCCGACGAUGCAUUCAGAGCAGUAACACAAACUGCCAUCAGAGAAGCAAGAGUAAAGGAGUUAAAGAACGAGUUGAUCAAUUCAGAAAAAUUAAAGAGAUUUUUCCAGGAAAAUCCUCAAAACUUGGCUAGUUUGAGGCAUGACAAGGAAUUGCAUCCUGCUAGAGUCCAAGCUCAUCUAAAGAACCUUCCCGAGUAUCUUUUGCCCGAGAGUGCAAGGAGUGAUGUGAAGAAUAUUGGCUUUGUUCCAUUCCACAACAAGAACAAGGUGAAUAAGUACAGAAAGAAGGGUAAAUCUAAGAGAAAACAAGAUCCAUUGAAAACAUUCAAGAAGUGA
This is a messenger RNA of Lodderomyces orthopsilosis Co 90-125, 1713 nucleotides long. Its product is annotated as ATP-dependent DNA/RNA helicase. The coding region runs from base 1 to 1713 and encodes 570 amino acids. Gene Ontology annotation, molecular function: ATP binding; RNA helicase activity; nucleic acid binding. Gene Ontology annotation, cellular component: nucleolus. The record is from RefSeq and is a predicted model, not a curated record. The transcript has a single exon. Lineage: Eukaryota; Fungi; Ascomycota; Pichiomycetes; Serinales; Debaryomycetaceae.